Molecule: messenger RNA, 800 nt
Organism: Camellia sinensis
Lineage: Eukaryota; Viridiplantae; Streptophyta; Magnoliopsida; Ericales; Theaceae
Product: molybdopterin synthase catalytic subunit
Biological process (GO): Mo-molybdopterin cofactor biosynthetic process
Cellular component (GO): molybdopterin synthase complex; cytosol
Molecular function (GO): molybdopterin synthase activity
Source: RefSeq, a predicted model, not a curated record
UAAAAAAAUCUUUCUCUCUCUCUCUAGUUCUGGUUCACAAGCAACUUGCAAGCAAACAAACAAACAAACAUGGCGAACGAAGAGGAUGAGAAGAACCUGAUCGAAAUCUUAGAAGAGAACGUUUCAAUCGACAUAGCAAAAUACAUCAACUACGUCCAAUCUCCAAGUUGCGGCGCCAUAGCUACUUUCUCCGGAACAACCCGCGACACCUUCGAUGGCAACCAAGUCUUAGAGCUCAGAUACGAAGCUUACUUGCCAAUGGCGAUUCGCUGCACCAAAUCCAUCUGUUCAUCGGCUCGUUCCUCUUGGAAUCUCCACUCCAUCGCCGUCGCUCACCGCCUCGGCCCCGUUCCAGUCGGCCACACCAGUGUCUUCAUCGCCGUCUCGGCUGUUCAUCGUGCUGAAGCUUUGGAUGCUUGUAAAUUUCUGAUUGAUGAGAUCAAGGCUUCGGUUCCGAUUUGGAAGAAGGAGGUUUAUGUUAAUGGAGAGGUUUGGAAAGAGAAUUCUGAGUUUUUGGAGAGGAGGAUUGACAUUGUUAAGGGUAAUGGUGUUUGUAGUGAGAGGAAGAAGGGUUGCUGUGCUGUGAAGGUGAAGGUGGAGAGUGGAGCUCCUGAUUCUUGUGACAAUUGAGGGCUUGGAGAAUGGAAUUGGGUAAGGGAACUUUGUUGAAAUUGUGUUUUCAAAACCCUAGUUUUUGAAACAACAUAACCACUUGAUUAGAAUGCUAUGAAAUGUGGUGUAUCACUGUACUGUAAGAGUGACUAAUGUUGACUGAAUUGAUUGCUGAGCUCUUUUGUAAA